Messenger RNA from Anas platyrhynchos (mallard), 4161 nucleotides. Lineage: Eukaryota; Metazoa; Chordata; Aves; Anseriformes; Anatidae. The record is from RefSeq and is a predicted model, not a curated record.
GUGCGGUGCGGUGCGGGCAGAGGGCUGCGGGCUCCUUCUCCUCGGGGGCGGCUCCGCCAUGGGGCGUCCGCCGCGGGGCUGCUGAGGCAGCGGGGGGCUCCAUGGGGGAGCGGAGGGCGACGUGCGCUGGGGCUGGGACGGGCCUGGGGCUGGGGCACCGCGCCGCCGCUGCCAUGCCAAGCAGCACUCCUGGCAUCUGUGCUGCAGAGCCAGCCAGUGUGACGCCUUGGCGUUUGUGACUUCACAGAAUCACAGAAUGUCUACGUUGGAAGAGACCUCAAGACCAUCGAGUGACAAACAAAGGCAACUCUGCAUUUCCUUCUUCAACACCCGCUUUCUUCACAAAAACAAAACAAAACAAAAAACACAGAACUUCAUCCCUCACACGGGACUCCCGAACUGAGCCUGCAGGGGCUGCCAAAGGCAGCAGCUCCUCAAGCACUGCUCGCACACGGCUCCCUACCACGGGCUCCAUCCAUCCCCCAGGAGCAAACUUGGUCAAACUAAGCCCCUUUGGAGAUAUUGGAUGGCAGGCCUUACCAAAUGCCGGACAAAGGAAAAGAUCUAACACAAGAAGGGCUGCCCCGUGCCAGGCACAGUGUAGUUCCAGGCACUUCCAACAGCCCCAGUGCAGGCAAGAGUGAGCCUGUGCGGGAUGAUGACAGCGCCUCUGGAGAAAUGUCCGGCAGAGGGCUGCCACGAUGACAGAGCGGGCCUGGACUAGAGCAGCCCAGAGGUGUCUCCUGACCCCCACCUUGCUGUGAGCUGGUGUCUUGACGGGAGGCUGCCGGGAACAAGGAGGCUCCACAGCAAGCACUCAGGCUUUGUGACGUGGGGCGGCGUCAGGCCACAAGACCAUUGUGACACGGCAAGCGUCCCCAUGGUGACGGUGUGACUUAUAUGGCCCGAGCCCCCGUGGUGCUCACUCCCAGGAGUGCAGCGCCGUCAGGAGGCAGCAGCUGCCCUGGGUGCCUGUUUCUUUGUCUCUGUGAGAGGACAAAGGGAUGCCGAAGGAGCAAGAGGCGAAGGCCUGCUCCCAGCCCAACAAAGGGCUGCCGAGCAUGAAGAAGCACCACCAGGUGCGGGACAGGGAGGGAGGGAGAGGGCAGACACAGGAGAGAGAGUGCCAGGUGGCGGAGCAUGGUACCGGGGCGCGAGGCCUGGCCCUGAGUGUCUGCGGUCCAGGCCCAGGUUCUCGUGCCCCAGGGGUUUCUCUGGGGCAGAGCUGAGGCCUGGGAUGGCUGUGACUCGCGUGGGUCGGGCAGCACUCUGUCCGAAGGAUGUGGCACUGAGGUGGGGCUGGGUGUCCAGGCACCACAAGGGAUGCUGGUGGCAGCGCAGCCACCACCAUCCCACACCUCCUUCUCCCCACAGGUGCAACCCAAACCGCCACAGGCAGGACCGCUGUGCAGCCAGACUCCAUCCUUGUCCAUCCACGGGGUGAGGCUGCCACAGCUCCACUGCCCACAGAAGUCACAGGCCUCUAGGAAGAAGAGCACACAGACAGACAGCCUGAAGCUGAGGCAGGCACUGCCCGGCAGCAGUGCCACCGGUGAAUGGAGAGAUCCUCUACCAGCCUUGCCGCCUCUGCCAAGGCAGGCAGCGACACUGAGAACUACACAUCGGCAUUCAGUGGAAGCUUCAACUAUCCCCCGGCUGCCCAGUCUGUCAGUAGCAGGCUCCACCUCUUCUGUGCCAUGCAGAGACUGCAUCACGAGCACCAAGGCUGUCAGACUCCCCGAGGUCCUCAAGGACACGUGAGAAAAGAGCAAAUGGCAGCAACUGCCGAGAGCCGGGGGACAGCCCUGCAAGCCCCCGCAUCCAUUCUGGCGCCUCUGCAGGCCAGACCCCAGCAAGACAACAGGCCAACCCCAAGCCAUGCUGCAGCCAGGAGCCAAAGACCCAGGGUGCAGCUGAGGGUACAAAGGCACUACGCCCCUCCCAGCAGUGUGGCAACACCUGCAAGGACAGCCCAGGUGCCGGCCACCAAGACUGAAAAGAUGCCAGCAACACGGAGACGAAAAGAUGGCCAUGCUCGAGAGGACACAAGAGCUGCUGCUGGGAUCUCCAAGCCAGGAGGGAGGCAGCAGAAGGAAGCCACCUGGAACCUUCACUGGGACCCAGACGCAGCCCACCAGCAGGGGCCUGGCUCACCCCACAGCACUGGCAGAGAUUCUGCCAGAGAGGCAGUCAGCCCCGCACAGAGCGCAUCUCUUGCCAUGUCAGGGCCAACCAAUGCUGAGCCAGCAGAUUCUGCGCAGGUUGCAGGUCCUGCCAGUGAGGGGGACAAGAAUCCUAUGGGUGCAUCAGCACCCAGAGAUGCUAAAUCGCCUUCUCCCCUGGCUGCUGCUAUGCCCGGCCCUUCCACAAGCAGCCAGAAAAGACCGCCGACAUUGAAAGACCGGGUCAAGAUCAACUGGGAUAUCUAUGGGUGCUCCUCCUUUCGGCCAGCAAUGCAGAUCAUUCCGAGCGGGGAGAGGGAAGGCUGCCAGUUGUCCCGGUGGAACGAGUCCUGGCCGAGCAGCGUGAAGGUUCCGAGGUUGCGAAGGAUCUGGGCAGCAGACGACGGUGACACAGCUGACAGCACUGCAGCCAGUGCAUCGGGCAGGCAGGAGGUGGCAGUGAGGACUGCGGGCCAGCGCCUUCCCUACUUUUGCUCCACAACGAGUAAGACCAUUCUGCAGGACAUUCAGGAAGAGUGGGAAGAGAGCCCCAGGAUAGAAGCUGUGGCAGAAGCAGACGACGUCCUGCCCGGCACGUCUCCUGCCCCAUCUGGUGAGGCAGAUGCCAGGCCUUCAGCUGCUCCUAUGGCCGCAGUUCCUGGGCCCGAGGAGCUCCCCCCGGCCUGCAUGCCCAAAGAGGGAAAAGCUUCAGCCUCUCCCCUGGCUGCUGCUAUGCCCGGCCCUUCCACAAGCAGCCAGAAAAGACCGCCGACAUUGAAAGACCGGGUCAAGAUCAACUGGGAUAUCUAUGGGUGCUCCUCCUUUCGGCCAGCAAUGCAGAUCAUUCCGAGCGGGGAGAGGGAAGGCUGCCAGUUGUCCCGGUGGAACGAGUCCUGGCCGAGCAGCGUGAAGGUUCCGAGGUUGCGAAGGAUCUGGGCAGCAGACGACGGUGACACAGCUGACAGCACUGCAGCCAGUGCAUCGGGCAGGCAGGAGGUGGCAGUGAGGACUGCGGGCCAGCGCCUUCCCUACUUUUGCUCCACAACGAGUAAGACCAUUCUGCAGGACAUUCAGGAAGAGUGGGAAGAGAGCCCCAGGAUAGAAGCUGUGGCAGAAGCAGACGACGUCCUGCCCAGCACGUCUCCUGCCCCAUCUGGUGAGGCAGAUGCCAGGCCUUCAGCUGCUCCUAUGGCCGCAGUUCCUGGGCCCGAGGAGCUCCCCCCUGCCUGCAUGCCCAAAGAGGGAAAAGCUUCAGCCUCUCCCCUGGCUGCGCACCCUGUGUUGGAGGCCAGGACAGCACCUCUCACCCCAUCAGCAUGUGAGGAAGAAGAAGCAGCACCUUCUCCCCUGGCUGGGGGCCUUCUGCAAGAGGUAAGCAAGGUAUACCUUCCUCGUCCCACAGUCAUGGAAGCCACAGACCCCUGUCGGUGGGCCUCGAGGCCCCUCAUCCCUUAUCCAUCUGGCAUCGGGGGCAUCGGGGCCCGGAGCAUGGCCAAACAGUGGCCCACAGGGCUGUGGUUUUCUCUCCCCAUGCAGGUUUCCUCCGAGCAUAGAAGCAGUGCACAGUGUUCCUCACACUUCCAAUCGGUGCCAGAGGAAGGGCCAGGUAUGUCCUAAAGUAUGGAGCCAUCCCAGCCCACGGCACGGAGGCUGGCAGCACUCCACGCACAGGGUCCCUCCAUGUCCAACUGUCCCCUCCCCAAGGGAAAGCCUUGGUGGCGGGGGCAGGCAGGACCAUGCCCAGUUCCAUCCCAGCCCCUCACGUACAGCUCUCUGACCCCCACAGGCACCGCUGCCCUCCCGCACACUGUGGCUCGCUCGCAAUUGCCCCCCCUCUUCAGGAGAGCACUUCGGGCUCUCCGCAGGAGUUACUGCUUCAGCUGCAUCACAGAAGACCUAGAGCAACGUGAGGCUGACAGUACCAGGGAGCUCCCCACAGAUGGCAGCUUCAGUCCCGAGGACGGGGCUUCUGAAUAAAAUUGUUCAGGACUAUUUCAUA